Messenger RNA from Colletes gigas, 823 nucleotides. RefSeq lists its product as uncharacterized. The transcript is spliced from 2 exons. The record is from RefSeq and is a predicted model, not a curated record. The coding region runs from base 68 to 715 and encodes 215 amino acids. Lineage: Eukaryota; Metazoa; Arthropoda; Insecta; Hymenoptera; Colletidae.
AACGGAACAGUAUGUCGGCAUCAGUUGUCAUUCGAAUAACGCUGCAGAAACCUCCAUAAUUUGCAAGAUGAAAUUCGCUUUGUCGUUGUUGGUCGUUCUGGCCGUGGCCAGUCCACUCUACGCCUUUAAAAUACCGAGCUCAGGAUCGGGUGCUCUCGCGGCAGAAUUACAGGACCUUCUGGACCUGGUGCCAGACAGGAAGGUUUUACACCUCAUUAGAGUGUACUACACCUGGGACAAAGAAUUCCAGACGGCCAUGAGGAUCGCGAAGGGCGAGGAAUCGAAAGAGUACAUCAGAGAGCUGGAACUAAAUUCCAAAUUUAACGAACUGAUGCAGUACAUCCAGGAUGCUGGCAUUGAUAUCUUCUACUUAAUGAAUGUUCUAAACGAAUCCCUCGACCUCGAGCCUGUCGUUCCUUUCUCACUGUUCCGUAAGAGGACUGGUGGACUUAAAGGAUUCAUUAAAGAUUUGGCCGACAUAUUGCCACUCAAAAAGAUGGAGGAAUUGUUGGAAGACAAAAGACAGAAUUCUCCAGUAGUUGCCAAUUACGUGAACGAAGUACUCUCUUCGAAAUAUUUCAAACUCUACGACUACAUGCUGUCGAACGAACACACGACAAAUAUGGUGCAGCAAGCUGACGAAGCUGGUAUCGAUAGUGCCAUUUUCGAGGGAUAUUACUUUUACUUCCUUCUGGCCGCUCCUUUUCUUCAUUAAAGUUCAACUGUGUGGACUUUUUGUUAAAUGAUAAUUGUUGAUAUUCUCAGGUGUAAUGUGUUUGUUGUAUUAAUAAUAAAUAUAAUAAAUAUGUAAUUGAGCAUUGAA